AUGCGAGAAAACGGUUAUUCUAAAGCCGAUAUGAUUGCCGAAGUUGCAAGUGAUCUUAGAAAGGAGAAGAAAAUAAAGGUUGUAUCGAACAAAGCGGUGGAGAACUAUUAUAAUCAAACAACGAAAUCCGACGUCAGGACUAUGGGAGCAAUCAAAUCUUGGAUCGAGCUCAAGACUAAAGGAAAAAAUAAAUCUACAUUCAACGAUAAUAAUAAUAUUAAUGAAGGGCCGUACGUUCUCUCCCUUGCAACUCUACCGUAA
Paraglomus occultum is the source of this 261-nucleotide messenger RNA. The record is from the annotation of a GenBank genome assembly. NCBI's taxonomy places the organism in Eukaryota, Fungi, Glomeromycota, Glomeromycetes, Paraglomerales, Paraglomeraceae.